This is a messenger RNA of Cryptococcus deneoformans JEC21, 861 nucleotides long. Its product is annotated as Rho small monomeric GTPase, putative. Gene Ontology annotation, molecular function: GTPase activity; GTP binding. NCBI's taxonomy places the organism in Eukaryota, Fungi, Basidiomycota, Tremellomycetes, Tremellales, Cryptococcaceae. Bases 110 to 709 code for a protein of 199 amino acids. The transcript is spliced from 4 exons. Gene Ontology annotation, biological process: small GTPase-mediated signal transduction. The record is from RefSeq and is a predicted model, not a curated record.
CGAGAAAUCAACAAAAACACAAACAACAGAUACUCUUUUUUUUUUUACGUCCAGCUUUCCCGUUAUCACACACAAGUUUCGUCUUUCACACGUCCGAUUCCAAGAGAUAAUGCAGACUAUUAAAUGCGUCGUCGUGGGUGACGGCGCUGUCGGAAAGACAUGUCUGUUGAUAUCCUAUACAACAAACAAGUUUCCAUCGGAAUAUGUGCCUACGGUGUUUGACAACUAUGCGGUGACUGUCAUGAUUGGUGAUAGCCCUUACACACUCGGUCUAUUCGACACGGCCGGGCAGGAAGACUACGACCGGCUGCGCCCGCUAUCUUACCCGCAGACAGACGUCUUCCUCAUCUGCUUCUCGAUCGCUUCCCCCGCUUCGUUUGAGAAUGUGCGUGAAAAAUGGUUUCACGAAAUCUCGCAUCAUUGCCCCGGGGCGCCGUGCUUGAUAGUGGGGACGCAGGUCGAUUUGCGGGAUGAUCCAAAGCAGGUGGAGAGGAUGAUGAGUGGUAGUGGCCGGGGAGGGGGAGGGGGGAGGGGCGGGUUGAUAACGCAAGAGCAAGGGGAGCGGCUGGCGAGAGAGUUGGGCGGGAGAAAGUAUGUAGAGUGUUCGGCGUUGACGCAGAAAGGGUUGAAGAAUGUGUUUGAUGAGGCAAUCGUAGCGGCUCUUGAACCGCCAGUGGUGAAAAAGACGAAAAAGUGCUUGAUCCUCUAACCCGUCGUGGUUUAUUUUGAGCCGUGGUUAUUAUAUAUAUAUAGAUUGUUCUCUUCUUGCCUCUUGGAUUUUUUAAUGCUUUGGGUUCAUUAUUUGCUAUAACGACUGGUGCGAAAGUGAUUAUGAAAUGCAACGACAUUGUACAUAUUGCC